AUGGCCACUAAAACCGUCACCAAUGACGCCCAGAUGCAGUUGAACGCAGAAACGGCACAAAAGCCUUCUGCGCCGCAGAAGAAGUCGCUGUAUCAGCGAUAUAAAGAUUCUAAGAGGGGCGAAAUCUCAGAGGAAGAUCUCGUCAAAUACACGGGCCUUACCAAGGCUGGAUUGAAGGAGUGGGCCAAGGACCGUCCCGGUGUGGGCGGGAAUCAGGCAGCUGGGAAGAUAGACGUUGGAAACACGACUGGACUUGGUGGAAUGAUGGCGGCAUCGGGGUAUGGGGGCUGGGGACCGGAUUCAAAUGCCCCAAAUAAAUUUCCGCCCAACAAAACAAACAAGAAUUAA
This is a messenger RNA of Colletotrichum truncatum, 348 nucleotides long. RefSeq lists its product as uncharacterized. The record is from RefSeq and is a predicted model, not a curated record. Lineage: Eukaryota; Fungi; Ascomycota; Sordariomycetes; Glomerellales; Glomerellaceae.